CUGUUGGGUCUGCUUGACCAACGCAGGCGCACGUGGUCUUUUUUUUUGUAGCUGGUCUGUGUAAUAAUAAAUAAAUAAAUAUGAAAGUCAAAAGAGUGAGAAAAGCAAAAAAAAAUUUAUCGUUUUAUAUUAAUUUUUACAAAUUUCGAAAACCUUUUCAAGUACUAAUUGACGGGACAUUCUGUCAUGCGGCAUUGCAGAAUAAAACAAAUAUCAAUGAACAAUUGCCGAAAUAUUUUCAAGCGGAAGUUAAAUUGUUGACGACGACAUGCGUUAUCACGGAAAUCGAGAAACUGGGGCAUGAAGUUUACGGAGCUUUGAUGGUCCUGAAAAAAUUCGGGUUACACAAGUGCCCUCAUGGAAAGACACCAACUUCUGGAGCUAAAUGUCUGCUGUCUAUGGUCAAAGACAAUAAUCCUUCAAGAUAUAUAGUAGCGACACAAGACAUGAGACUACAAACAAAAUUAAAAAAUCUUCCUGGAGUUCCUGUAAUGUAUUUGCAUGGCCCGGCGCCGAUUCUAGCACCGCCGUCGGAGGCAGACAAAGAAAGAGCUAAGGCCACAGUGAAAGUCAGCACAAGUGUUCAGGAAGAAACGCUGAAAGAACUCAAAGAAUCUUUGGAAAAGAAAGGAGAGCUGCCGCCGACAGUUACUAAACCAACUGGAGAAUUCGUUAAAGUCAAGCGGAAAAAAGGCCCAAAUCCUCUGAGCUGCAAGAAGAAGCAGAAGAAACCAGCUCUUACUCAGCCUACGCAAAAUUCUGGAAAAGUCAGAAAACGCAAACGAGUCAAAAUAUCCGCACACAUUAAAGAAGCCCUCAAACAAACAAUGCAAAAAUAAUUAUAAUAUUAAUUAAGUACUAAAAUAAAUUCGAUAAAAUUUAUAAGAAACUGGAUUAUUAUUUAUUAAUAUAAUACAUAAUAAUACAUGUCUUUAUUUAAAUUUCUUAUGAUAAAAAGAAAAAAUAUUAACUUCUUAUCUUACUCUUAAUUAGUCAUAAAGUAUCAAUAUCUUAAUUAAAUAAUUAUAUAGUUUAUCUCUGAAGGAGUUGGAAAUUCUAAACUGUCAACAAAAAAAAAAGGAAAAGUCUAGACGAUAUGGGAGAAAAAAACAAAAUAAUUUCAAGUGAAAGUAAUAAUUAAUAAUUAUUAAAUAUAACGUAUGAUUGCAAUGAGUUGGGUCACUUGAAUUAUUGCGCUGUCUAAAAGCUUAAAAAAGUUCAAAAUAAAGUACUUUACAGCGGGACUCAAAUAAAAAAUAAUCUUGAAAAAAAAAAAAA
Molecule: messenger RNA, 1278 nt
Organism: Microplitis demolitor
Lineage: Eukaryota; Metazoa; Arthropoda; Insecta; Hymenoptera; Braconidae
Product: rRNA-processing protein UTP23 homolog
Exons: 3
Coding region: 81-839 (252 amino acids)
Cellular component (GO): small-subunit processome; nucleolus
Molecular function (GO): small ribosomal subunit rRNA binding
Source: RefSeq, a predicted model, not a curated record